Molecule: messenger RNA, 1321 nt
Organism: Prionailurus viverrinus (fishing cat)
Lineage: Eukaryota; Metazoa; Chordata; Mammalia; Carnivora; Felidae
Gene: FAM174A
Product: family with sequence similarity 174 member A
Exons: 3
Coding region: 207-785 (192 amino acids)
Source: RefSeq, a predicted model, not a curated record
UAUCACUGGCUGCUGAGAUGUACGAACUUCCGGUUUUCCUGGCCGCUGCCGCUGCCGCUGUUGCUGCCCCUACCACCUGCCACGGCUGGGCCUCAGUUCCCGAUUUGGUCACCUCUUCUUCGUUCUCCACUGCGCCCAUGGUUCCUCUUGGAGCCAGGGCGGCGAGCCUGGCGGCUCCCGCGUGGUGAGAGGACCGUCCGGGGACGAUGAAGGCCCCGCACUGCAACUGCUGCCUCAGUCCCCUCUUGAUCUCCGCUUUCCUGCUUCUGCUACUGCUGCCAGGUUUGGGAGGGCCUUUGGCUGUGCUGCUGCAGGCGGCCGAGGCCGCGCCGGACCCCGGGCCUCCGGACCGCGGGCCGCGGACCCUGUCGCCCGUGCCUCCGGGUCCCGCUGUUGCCCAGUCCACGGGCCGCGCUCCCGCAGAAGCUAAAGGGCCGCGGGGCUCUGAGGGCGGCAAUGGCAGCAGCCCCCGGGCAGGACUUGGGUCAGAAGACUCAGGAGGGAAGGCCGGGGAAGAAGACUCAUUGGGUGGCAGCCUUGCUGUGAGCCCCAACCCCGGUGACAAGCCAAUGACCCAGCGGGCCCUGACCGUGUUGAUGGUGGUGAGCGGCGCGGUGCUGGUGUACUUCGUCGUCAGGACGGUCAGGAUGAGAAGAAGAAACCGAAAGACUAGGAGAUACGGAGUUUUGGAUACUAACAUAGAAAACAUGGAGUUGACACCUUUAGAACAAGAUGAUGAGGAUGAUGAUAACACUUUGUUUGAUGCCAAUCAUCCUCGAAGAUAAGAAUGUGCCUUUUGAUGAAAGGACUUCAUCUUUCUACAAUGAAGAGCAGAAUUUCUAUGUUUAAGGAAUAAGAAGCCACUUUAUCACUAGGGGCGGGGUAUUUAAGUUAUAUAUAUUAUAACAACCUUUAAUUUGUUGUUGCAAUAAAUACUGUAUCAUUUUGUUAUGUCUUUGAAUGUACAGAAGUGCUCUUAAUGGGCUCACAGUUGUUGGGAGUGAACUGCACUAUAGUAGAAAUCUGUGUGAAAAUUACUUUAAAGCAGGGUGUUUUCUGAUCAGUUAUUGUUUCUUGCUUACCAUAUUGUUGUAAACAGUUUUAUAUAUUAAUCAGUUAAUGUUUUGUUUUUUUGUGGGUUUUGGGGGGGACUUUUUGUUUUGGGGAGGAUUUUUGCCUUUUUUUUUUCUUGAUAAAACUAUAAAUCCCAACAACCAACUGGUGUGUAAAAAUAAUUUAAAAUUUCUUUACCAAGAUGUAUUUCCCAUUUUUUGGGGAAAAAGAAGCCAAAUUUAUUACUUUGCAUUUGUGUUUUUUUUGU